AUGUCAUACCGAUCUCUAUACGCCCUCGUUCCUGGAUCUGUUCGUGCCUCCGCACCACAGGCGGCAGCAUCAUAUACAUCGAAGUCACCACUGCGCCCCAUCUGUGUCGCUGGUGCAUCAAUAUUCGCCUUACAUCGUCCUCUCCUUCACUCUGUUGCCAGCAACACUCCACACCCUUCAAAAGCCGCACCCUUCCCUUAUUCCACUGCGCCAGGCUACAUUUGCGAGGCUGCGGCCAUGACUGUUGCUGGUGUGGUCUUGACUAUUGUCUUUGGCCUUCUCGGCGUGCUCGGCGUGCCCUUCCGUAGUCGAUGGCACUAG
Aureobasidium melanogenum CBS 110374 is the source of this 321-nucleotide messenger RNA. RefSeq lists its product as uncharacterized. Bases 1 to 321 code for a protein of 106 amino acids. Lineage: Eukaryota; Fungi; Ascomycota; Dothideomycetes; Dothideales; Saccotheciaceae. The transcript is spliced from 2 exons. The record is from RefSeq and is a predicted model, not a curated record.